Messenger RNA from Mycetomoellerius zeteki, 9640 nucleotides. It is a transcript of the gene trio, whose product is annotated as trio Rho guanine nucleotide exchange factor. Gene Ontology annotation, biological process: protein phosphorylation. NCBI's taxonomy places the organism in Eukaryota, Metazoa, Arthropoda, Insecta, Hymenoptera, Formicidae. Gene Ontology annotation, cellular component: extrinsic component of membrane; cytoplasm. Gene Ontology annotation, molecular function: protein binding; protein kinase activity; guanyl-nucleotide exchange factor activity. The record is from RefSeq and is a predicted model, not a curated record.
CUGGUUUGGUAAAGUUUGGUUUGGCUGCAUGGUGCUGCGUGCUGGGUGCUGUGUGGUUUGGUGAACGAAGAGUGAAGUGAAGCUUAAAGUUGUGUUGGAAGCUCGUUUUCGUUUAUACGAACAUGGUAAUAAAGUGAUGAUUUCGAGACUCCACUCUUGUGAUAGUUGUGGACACCGAUGAAACGACAUUAUGAACGGCUGGCCCGACGCACCAACUCGGACCCGCUAACACACAGGCAGAAAACAAAGACGUGAGGUCGUCGCUUGCGCGAACGAGCUUUCUACAGAUGAUGACCAUUUAAUAAAACGAGAAGAUAAUGGAUGGAACACGAGCAGCAGAAGUAUUGCCAUUGCUGCAAGAACGUUUGGCAAUACUACCAGGUGGAAGGGAUCGUAGAGGAGGACCUGUGCUUCUGUUUCCAAGCACACCGAGACGCGAACGUGCAAAACCCGAGGAUUACAGACGUCUUCUACAAUAUUUGUUUGCCAUCCCGAGUGAUGAAGCCAGGGGCCUGCGAUUUACUGUGAUUGUGGAUAUGCGUGGUACAACGUGGGACUCGGUCAAACCAAUUUUAAAGGUGUUACACGAGCAUUUUCAUCGCACGGUUCAUGUAGCUUUUCUUAUUAAACCAGACAACUUUUGGCAGAAACAGAGAACUUCAUUGGGUAAACAGAAGAAGUAUAAUUUUGAGAUUAAUACAAUCAGCUUAGAGGCUCUUGUAAAAGUUAUAGAUCCUUCUCAGCUCACUGCAGAUUUAGAUGGAUCCUUGCAAUACGAUCAUGCCCAGUGGAUCGAUACUAGAUUAGUUGUGGAAGAUUUUACGUGGCAGGCAGCAGAUCUUCUCGAUCGAUUAGAUGACUUGCAAGAGGAUCUCAGUCGAAAUGACUUCGCUGACGAUGUUGCGGGAGCUAAGCACGGAAUUGAUCUACAUAAUGAGAUGAAAAAAAAAAUCAUCAAAGUCCCAGUGGAAGAUAUCCAAGUUGUUGGACAACGCUUGCUUCAGCGAUUUAAUAAUGACGCAACAGCAACCAGUGGAGAAGGAGGAAGUAUUGACUGUGGCGCGGCAAGUUGCACAGAUUCUGAUGGACGAGCACUGGCUACCUUGGUUAUUCAGCAUUUGGAUUCUGUGCACGCAGCGCAACAGCAUCUCUUACAAUUAUGGCACAUCAAGAAGAUGAAAUUAGAUCAAUGUUUUCAGCUGCGAUUAUUUGAGCAAGAUUGCGAGAAAAUGUUUGAUUGGAUUUGUCACAACCGAGAAGCAUUUCUCGCCAGUUACGUGGAGAUUGGCCGCUCGUAUCAGUUGGCCAAAAAUUUGCAGGAGGAACAUAAACAUUUUACAAUGAGCUCGAUGAAUGUUUACGUGAAUAUCAAUAAAAUUCUCACAAUGGCUGGAAAAUUGCUGGAGACACAGCAUUAUGCGGCUGGGCAUGUACGAGCGGUGGCGGGACGUUUGGAUCAAGCUUGGAAGGAAUUUGCCGCAGGUCUCGAUGAACGUACUGCGGUACUUAGUUUAAGUGUAGUGUUUCAUCAUAAAGCGGAACAGUAUGUCGAUAAUGUAGCUGGCUGGAGUCAAGCGUGCGAAAUGAGUAAUCUACCCAGUGAAAUUCCAGUGCUUGAAUCUCACAUUCGCCAACACCAAACACUUUAUGAAGCAAUGUGUCAGGCAUAUACAGAGGUUUACAAUGCAUAUCAAGCAUUAUUGAGCGGCCUGGGUUCAAUGCUGCAAGUAUGUCAUAAUGUGAGCGCCCAUUCUUCAGGGUCGGAUACAUUUCGCGUCAAUUAUGUGCAUAGUACCAGUAAGAAGCUUCUUUACCAACUGGAUCAUCUUGUGCAAGUCUGUAAUCAACCACAAGGAAUUGACUAUGUCGCCAGAAAACAUAGUCAAGAUGGACACAGUAUUGAGAGUCAUACUGGCACAAGUGGUAAUCCAGCGGCUGAUUACAGCGAAGGUGCAUCUCACGUAUUAGCUGUCAUUCAUCAGAUUCUGGGUCAUCACAGAGCAUUAGAAGCGCGCUGGCACGCUCGCAAAGUCAAGUUGCAUCAACGGCUUGCAUUAAAAUUAUUUCAAGAAGAUGUAAAACAAGUUCUUGACUGGCUGACUAACCAUGGCGAAGUCUUUAUUAGAAAAAAUACAGGCGUAGGUCGUAAUCUGCAGAAAGCACGCGUCUAUCAAAAAAGCCACGAACAUUUUGAAAAUGUUGCUCAGAAUACUUACACAAAUGCGACUAAGCUUUUAACUGCUGCUGAAGAACUUGCUCACACAGGGGAAUGUGCACCUGAUGAAAUAUAUGCAGUGGCACAAGAAUUGGAGGCCCACGUUAGUAGCUUCGCAGCAAGGGUCGAGCAACGGCGUCGCAGAUUAGAUCUGGCAGUAGUAUUUUAUACUCAUGAAAAGGAGCUGACCGGUUGGGUAGAUGAGUUACGUCAGGAAUUGCAACAGGAUGAGGUUGCGGAAAAUCUGGAGACAGCGGAAAGAUUGUUGGAACAAUGCGCGCAGCACAGAUCAUCCUGUCUUGAGGCGUGUGCUUCAACAAUAGCUCAGGGCGAAGCUCUGCUGCAAGAACUACGCGAGGCAACCGACGCGCCCGACACAACCGGUUCGAUAUCAGCGGUGGAGUCAGCCUUGGACAGAUUGGCAAGCUUGAGACAAGAAUUAGAAGACUUGUGGGCGACGAAAAAGCUGAGACUGGAACUGUGCCUACGAUUACGCGUGUUCGAGCGCGACGCACUAGAGACUAGCGGUCAGCUGGAGAUGUGGGCGCAGGAGCUGCAAGGCCCACCGCGAGAAGGUUCUCCAGAACAGUUGCUACGCGUGCACAACGAUGGAGUCGCCCAUAUGCAAAAUACCGCUUUCCAAAUUCUGCACCGUGGGCAAGAAUUAGCGCAAGUUUUAGAGGAAGCAGGAUUGUGUAUUAUGGCGGACGGUCAGCAUAGUGCGGCGGCGCGGGUGCAGGUGCUUCUCGAGUUUUUGAACGAGAGAGAGUUGGAUGCAGAGGACCUCGCAGAAAUGCGAAGAGUACGGCUAGAGCAAGCUUCUCAAUUACUGCAACUGCAGACGGACGCUUCUCAUGUGAUUAAGUGGAUACGAAACGGCGAGUCGAUAUUACUGGCUUCGCUGAGGAUACCAGACGAUUUCGAAGAUGCCGAUCAAUUAGGAAAGGAACACUAUCAUUUCCAACUUGCGAUAACGAAUACUCAUGCGUCUGCCGUGCAAGUGAAGCAUAAAGCAGAUUCGUUGAUAAACGGGAAUCAUUACGAUCCUAAAAGUAUCAGGGAGGUCGCGGAGGAUGUUACCAAACGGUGGCAGCAACUAGUGACCUGUGCGGAAGAACGACAUAAAUUAAUUACUGCCAGUUUAAACUUUUACAAAACGGUAGACUCGGUACGUUCGGUUCUCGAUAGUUUAGAGCUACAAUAUAACGUGGAUGAUGAUUGGUGUGUCGACGGAGAAAAAGCCGCCGGAAUACCGGCGAAUAUCACGAGACACCAGGAGCAAAAGGAAGCUUUUUUAAAGGCGUGCACGUUGGUACGGCGAACCGGAGAAACGUUCUUAAAAUAUAUCAAUCGUAGUUUACAAUUUUACAGCUAUCACGCUAAUAGCGCCGGUUCGGCAAACAAAGUGAAAAAUAUUUUGGAGGAGUUAGUCAGUAAGGAAAACAAAGUGCUCGAAUAUUGGACGCAACGGAAGAAACGCUUAGAUCAAUGUCACCAGUAUGUUCUGUUUGAACGUAGUGCAAAACAGGCUCUCGAGUGGAUAAAAGAAACCGGGGAAUUAUAUUUAGCGACGCAUACCAACGUCGGUAAGAAUCGCAUCGAAAACGAACAAUUGUUGCAAGAGCAUAUCGAGUUUAAGGGUGCAGCGAAGGAAACGAGAGAGAGAGUGAAAUUGUUGAUUCAACUCGCUGACAAUUUAGUCGAGAGGGGUCAUGCUCAUGCUGCGGCGAUCAAACAAGCCGUUGCCGAAGUCGAUCAACGAUACAAGGACUUUAGUACGCGAAUGGAUAGCUACAAGACACAAAUCGAAGGCGAUCUAGGUAUUCAAUCUGACGAGGUGCAUAGAGAUCUCUCUAUCGAUCGGAAUUCGGAUCCAUUGCUGGAAGAGAAGAUCAAAGGUAAAGAUUUGAAAGAAUUGAACGAGGAGAAGAGAAGAUCUGCACGAAGGAAAGAAUUUAUUAUGGCUGAACUGUUGCAAACUGAACGUACGUACGUGAAAGAUUUGGAAACUUGUAUCCGUUGCUUCCUGGACGAGACGCGAUGUGGAAAGGGAAACGUUCCGAUGGGUUUACAAAGUCGGGAAUCGAUCAUUUUUAGCAAUAUAGAGGAGAUACAUCAGUUUCACAGCAAUGUCUUUUUACGCGAGCUAGAAAAGUAUGAGACCAUGCCAGAGGAUGUGGGACAUUGUUUCGUAGUGUGGGCACCUAAAUUUGACAUGUACGUUACUUACUGUAAGAAUAAACCCGAGAGCAAUCAACUAUUAAUAACGCACAGCGGAACAUGGUUUGAGGAAUUGCAGAGAAAGCAUAGAGUGGAACAUCCUAUCGCUGCAUAUCUAAUCAAACCUGUACAGAGAAUUACCAAGUAUCAGCUGUUACUCAAGGACUUGCAGGCUUGUUGCCAGGAAGGACAGGGCGAAAUAAAAGAGGGAUUAGAAGUAAUGUUAAAUGUGCCUAAAAAAGCUAACGAUGCCUUACACUUAAGUCUACUGGAAGGUUGCGACGUUAGUAUAGAUGCGCUCGGUGACGUUGUAUUGCAAGACUCGUUCACAGUAUGGGACCCAAAACAGUUGAUCAGGAAAGGAAGAGAUCGUCAUAUAUUUCUUUUCGAAUUGUAUCUUCUUUUUACAAAGGAAGUGAAAGAUUCUGCAGGAAAGGUGAAGUACGUUUAUAAAAAUCGCCUGUUGACCUCCGAAUUGGGCGUGACCGAACAUAUCGAAGGCGACGAAUGCAAAUUCGCGGUAUGGACAGGACGAGCACCAACCAGCGACACCCGCGUGGUGUUGCGUGCCAAUUCGAUGGAUGCGAAGCAGCUGUGGGUGAUGCGGUUACGCGAGGUGAUACAGGAGACCUUUUUAGGCAAGAAUAUGCCCAAGAGCCCCGCUAAAAAGAGCUCCAGUCAACGCUCCAGCAGAGAUCUCGAGGAGUGUGCGUCCUUGGACGAGAGUGUGGAGAAUCUCGACAGAAAUUCCUUGGCUUCCUUCGGCUCGACUAACACUACAGAUUCUGACAAGACCGGAGUCGUCGAGAUGACGUGGGUGGUCGCUGAUCAUAUGGCCGCGCCCGGCUCCAAGGAGCUCAGCGUGACAAAGGGGCAGCAGGUUGAGGUGCUGGAGAAUGGUAACGCAAACACCAGCACCACCGGCGCGAGCAGCAUGCCCAGCAACGCCGGCGAAUGGACCCUGGUGCGUCUGCCGCUCACGCCCGGACAGAUCGAGCCAGCCGCGGAAGGUCUAGUACCCACCAGCGCCCUGAAACAACCGCCAACCGCCUCCUGCAAAACUUCGCCGUCCAGAAAAGCGUCCACGCAACAGCAACAAUCGCAUCAGCAGCAUCAUCAUCAUCAUCAUCAUCAUCAUCAUCACCAGCCACAACAGCAGCAGUCGCAUCAUCAUCCGUACCAUCAGCAGCAGAUCAAUCAAGCAAUCGUCCAAACACAGCAGCAGCAACAAACUGCCGUCACGUCUUCGACUUCCGCCAACACGUUGCCACCGACUUGCUGCGUAGCCGGCAUCCCGUCGAUGACGCAGCAAACAUCCUCGUUGACAGCCCUGUCAUCCACGGUGCUGUCGCCGAUGGAGGAUGCGGAAAACGCUGGAAGCGACGGUAGCGGGUCGGUAACUAGUACAAAUUCACCUGGCAACAAAAGGCGAGGUUUCAGCGGACGGAAGUGGCUCCCACCUUCUUUACGCAAACUUAGCCAAGGUAAAGUCGAGAAAACCAAUACAGCCGCGCCGACGUCAUCGCCUCCUUUGAUUGGGCCGUCUUUAAAGAAAAGCGGCUCGGACAAACGCUUUAAAUUACCGAGCGGCGUCGAACAUAAUCGGCGGCCUAGCAAGACUGCGUUCGAAGCGGAGGCUGAGGUGCACGAAGGUGAGGAAAUCUGUAAGGACGAGGGGGAGGAGGAGGAGGAGGAGGGCGAGGGCGAGGAACAGCAGGAGGUUGAGGUAGAUGUGGAUGUGGACGUGGACGUUACGGAGAGCGACGACACGGUGGUGACGAGUUUGCAGGAACAGAACGGUGGCGAGGAUGCCGACGACGAUCUAGAACUUCCACCUCCGAUGAAGCCUAUAACCGAACCGAUACUUGUAGCAACUGCAAAUGGUCCAUCGGGAUCUACGAUACCGAGUGAAUUGCCCGGGAAACGAUCUGCCAGUCUGUCGGAACGUACAAAGAUUCUCGAUGGCGGUGCCACAACGGCCGAUCUUUCGGAAAUCGAACAAAUCGUCAAGGAGAGAAUGGAGCAACAUACAGAAAAUCAGGAGAGGCAUAGUCUUAUGCGAACCCCUAACGGGAAAUCCCUAACGUUAAGCAACGAGGAAGAAUAUUGUAACGCGACUAUUAACGCAAUCACUUCCGACGAGUCGGAUCCGGAGAGUAGCGCGAUCGCAAAGCGACAGUUUGUUAUUCGCGAGCUGGUAGACACCGAGAGAGAUUACGUCAAUGACUUGAAGCAGAUAGUCGAAGGUUACAUGGCACUAAUGCGAAAUCCCGAGUGUGAGAUUCCAUUACCAGAAGAUCUACGCGCUGGGAAAGAUAAAAUGGUUUUCGGUAACGUAGAAGCUAUCUACGAGUGGCAUAGAGACUUUUUCCUCAAAGCUUUGGAACGUUGUUUGGAACGUCCUGAAGAGCUCGGACCUCUCUUUAAACGUUACGAACGAAAGUUGCACAUGUACGUGGUUUAUUGUCAGAACAAGCCCGUUUCGGAAUACAUUGUGUCCGAAUAUAUAGAUACUUAUUUCGAGGAACUUAGGCAAAAACUUGGGCAUCGUUUGCAGCUCUGCGACUUGCUGAUCAAGCCUGUACAAAGGAUUACAAAAUAUCAACUUCUUCUACGAGAGGCACUGCGCCUCACUGAACGAACUCAAAGGUUAUCGGAAAUCGAAGGCCUCAGAGCGGCGGCUCAUGUCAUGCGAGUUAUUCCUAAAGCUGCAAACGAUAUGAUGGACGUUGGGAGAUUACAAGGUUUCGACGGUAAAAUAACAGCGCAGGGAAAACUCUUGUUACACGGCCCGCUUCUAGUGUCGGAAAUAUCAAACGUAACGAUGAGAGGAAAAGAAUGGCAAGUCUUUCUUUUUGAGCAAAAUAUCAUCUUUAGCGAAACUGUCGGCAAGAAAACGCAAUUCACCAAUCCUGUCUACAUAUAUAAAGCACAUAUUCAGGUAAACAACAUGAGUCUGGAAGAUUCGAACGACGAUGCAGACAAGUUUAUCAUCCGAUCGACGGAUCCCCGAAACCCUGGGUUAGGAUUCUCUUGUAGCGUAGCUGAAGAAAGUAGUGGACCGCGCAGGCAGGAGUGGGUAGAUACCAUCACUGCCAUCCUGCAAACUCAGCGCGAUUUCCUGAAGGCGAUACAAUCACCGAUUGCCUACCAGAAGGAACUUACCAAAGAUCCACUCCGUGCCACCAUCAUCACCACCACCACCACUACCACCACAUCUGAAUCUGUGAUACGAACAAUCGUAUCGGUUCCUCCGACGCUGAUAGUCUCCGAAUCGACGAACCGAGACUACAGGAUGAAUCAGCAACCGUUACAACGCUCACAGACCGGGGGAUUGGAAUGCGUGCAACCACGUACCCCCAGCCCAACAAAGGGUAGACUAAACUUCCUGGAGGGAUUUAAGAAUACUCUACGCACACGCUCGCCGAUUCGCAACAAUUCCAUCCCGGUCGUUCCAGGUGCACGUGUAAGAUUGGCUGCGGAUUGGGGAAAGUUACAUGCCGGAGACGAGCUUGUUGUCUCCCAUUUGGACGGUCCGGGCUUAGUGGUGUCCCCUGUGAAUACCAAAGACGAGCUAUGGAUCCCGGCGAGUCUUAUUCCGAACUCGGCAAUCAGCCGAUCGUGGUCAUUUCGACCACGGAAGAUUGAUCUCGCAAGAUGCCACAGUGCCGAUCUCCAGGAGUCAACGACGACAACAAUAACGCAUCCCGAGGACAAAAGGCCAGUUAUUCUGAAUAGUCCGACGUCGAUUCGCGCGACCGUCGGUGAAGUCGUUAGACUGUCUAUUGAGACACACAACGCGGAUAAUGCGACUGUCGCCUGGAGGAAGGAGGGCGAGAAUCAAUAUAUAAGAGAGAACGAUCGAUAUCAGUUCCAACGAAGCGCGGGCUUUGUAUAUCUACAAAUCAAUGGUUGCCGAACUUCAGACUGCGGAAUGUAUCACUGUCACUUAAUAGGUGAAACGGGUUCUUCCUCCGCUGGAAUUUCUCUCUACAUCGUAGGCGGAAAGAGCAGCACCUCCGCACGCGUUUUAGCAUGUUCAAAGGUGGAGAUCGAUUGGGACAGGCAAGAGAAAUGGUGCGUCGUGAAGCAAGUUAAUGAGCCACCCGUUUUACUGGAUGUGUCAACGGAUGCUUCAUAUAGUUUUCGAGUGGUGGAUGACGAUGGGAGGACGACCUCACCAUCGAUCGUAGUGACUCUGUCGCGAUCAGACAUAGGUGGUGGUGCGGAAUGGGAAGCCAAGCAGUUCAUCGGUAGGUAUUUGGAGCUGGACGAACUGGGUAACGGUAGAUUCGGCAUAGUUCGUCGUGCCAGGGACAAGGGCACCGGUCAAGAGGUGGCACUCAAGCAAAUUCCACGACACAAGCAAUCGAGAUCACUGACACGCGCGGAAUACGACGUGCUGGCUUCCACUCAUCACGCUAACAUUGUCAGGGCGUUCGCAUUGUUCGAGAACGCGCCUCGAUCUGGAGUCGACACCAUCGUCUUGGAACUAGUCAGAGGUCCGACGUUGUUCGCACAUUUGAGUGAGAAAACGGAAUACACCGAGGCAAUGGCGACACGAUACACUUGUCAACUGUUAUCCGCGUUGCAUUGGUUACACUGUCGCAGCCGGGCGCAUCUGGAUAUAAAACCGGAGAACGUUCUGAUUGAUCAUGAGACGGACCAGGUGAAGGUAAUAGAUCUAGGGGAAGCGGUCAGAGCUCCCAUCGACGAGAUUGUGCCGCCCCCUGCCGAUUUGGAAUUUGCAGCACCGGAGUCGGUGCUAGGUAGACCGACCGGCACUUACACGGAUAUGUGGGCCGUCGGAGUUUUUAUUUACGUUUUGCUAAGUGGAUUGUCGCCUUUUUUGGACGACUCCGUCGAAGAAACCACCGCCAACAUUCUUAAAUGCGAUUUCUGUUUUCCUGACGAAUAUUUCAAGAUUAUAUCCAGCGAUGCAAAGGAACUCCUCGGGAGAAUGUUAUGCCUGCGUGGUGAGGAUCGAAUGAACGCAGAGACCUGUCUUGGUUCGCCAUGGUUAAAAAUAUCAACUGGUGCUACGAUACCGUCCACUAGAAUGGCCGCAUUUAUAGAACGUCGUGCACACUGUUUUAAACUGCGUCAAGACCAUAAUGACAGUUUUCAUUCCUAAGAUUAACAAUAUGCAGUAAGCAUGUUACUUAAAAUACAUGACAAAUUUACACAUGUAAAUAGCAAAAUAUA